Molecule: messenger RNA, 2037 nt
Organism: Yarrowia lipolytica CLIB122
Lineage: Eukaryota; Fungi; Ascomycota; Dipodascomycetes; Dipodascales
Source: RefSeq, a predicted model, not a curated record
AUGAACAGCUCGGAUAGUACAAAUAACACGUCGCCACACUCUUCCGCCACUUGUUCUACCGCCCCUACAACUUCGUCCGUGCCAGCAGUCACGUUCCUUCCGACCCCGCAAUCGCCAGACUUCUCUCACGAACAUGCCCGAUAUCUCAACUGGCUCAGAAGCAUCUACCCGGUUCAUACGAUACCCAUCUUCACAGGAGACGCCGUGCUAGUGUCGCAAAAUGCACAGCUUGCCCAUGACUGGCUGAUUGCUGUCGAGAACUUUCUGUGUACGUUUCCAGUCCCACACCAUGCCAGACCUCAUCUUUUGGGCUCUCGGCUUUUUGGUUCUGCAGGUCUUUGGUGGCGACAGAGCAUGGCAAAGAAUAUCCUCUCUAACUGGCAUGAGUUCAAGAGCAACUUUGCGAGCUACUGGUGUCCAGAAUUCAACUCGCAGACAGAGAGUCACUUCUUUCACAAAGUCAGACAGGGAGUCGCAGAAACAGCAGCCGAAUUUGCACAGAGACGAUUGCAGGUGGGAAAAAUGGCUGGUGUGCCGAAAACCUACCACGUCAGUCUCCGACGGAGCAGGAAGCUCAUCUACGACCCCGACAACCAAGUUUAUUUGUGUAUGGUGAAGCCAAGGCGCGACUCAGAAGCUGUCUCCCGGGAAGAGUUGGAGCUCAUAUCCAAGAACAAGGACAUUGUUGUCAACACUCCGCCUGACUUGGCCAAGUCUCCCUUCUGUGUCAACUACGGUCUUUGUCGUCAUGAAACCGAGUUCGUGGAGUAUCACGUAAAUCGGAUGCUGGAAGAGGGACUGGUGGAUCCUACCCAAUCAGUCUACGGAGCACCUGUGCUAAUUAUCAUUUCCAAAGACGGAGAGUUCCGAAUGUGCACAGACCAUCGCAUUUUAGACGACAGAUCUAUCAACGACCGUUUCUGGUUGCCGAAAACUGACGAAAUUUUGUCUCAAAUCGGACAUAAUGGAGUGUUCUCGAAACUUCACCUAUUCUCAGGAUACUACCAGGCGUUCAAGAAGCCCACUGGCCUUUCUAACAAUGUCAUCUCUAUCUUUCCCCUGGACCUGAGAGAAGACAGGGACAACCAUUUAGGGCUUUCUGAGGUAUUGGAUCAGCUUGGUGGUUGCCUGAGUGGUGUUGCAUUUGACGAGUUUGACAAUCUAAUUGUCUGCUCAAAGGACCGAGAAACACACACUGCAGAUCUUGAUAAUGUUCUGCGAGUACUUCGUCAGAGACACAUCUACGUCAACAAGUACCAGUCUGACAUGUUCAAGUCGUCACUUGAGCUAUUGGGACAUAUUGUCGAUAAGCAGACGUGUCGUCCUGACCCCCUUAAGGUCUGUACGAUUGUCAACUGGCGUGCACCUUUGAACACCACUGACACUGCAUCUUUCCUACACCUGGCAGGCUACUACCGACGCUACAUCCCCGACUUUGCACUGGUAGCUCGCCCUAUGGCUCUCUUGUGUGGAGGGAACAAACCUUUUGACUGGACAGAAAAGUGCCAGAGUGCAUUCGACCUUAUCAAGACUACACUUGUGCGCGCGGCUCCUGUGCGACUGGAAACUCUCCGAGGAGCUUACAGGUUAUCAACUGAAAUAUUCGAGACUUGCUUCAGCGUGGUAUUGGAGCAGCAGGACGCAUCCGGAAUGUUCCAUGUGGUUGACCGGAAGAGUGCCCGAUUCCAUGGCCUUGAGUUACGUUUCACAGAGUAUGAGAAGAACGUAAAGGCAAUCGUGUAUGCUCUUCGCAAGUGGCGAAUUGGCCAUGGCUUGUUCUUAAUCCAGACCCGAUUCCCUCUUUCUCGAGACAUAAUUCUGAACCCUGCUUAUCUCAAGGGCAGUUCUCUUUCCAGAUGGCUGCAUUUCAUCCACGCUCACCAGUUCGAAGUGGCGGAUAUUAGUCAGAACAAGAUGCAGAAGAACGGUACCGAUGGCCUCAAACGAGGUGUUGAGGUGGACGGUAAGAUGGGGGUAGAUAACGUGGUGGACUCAGGUGCUAACAGCCUGGCUAAAAGAGUAUGUGUGGAGAACUAA